AUGGAGGGUCGUGUUUUGGGUAAGAGGUAUCUACUUGAUAUCAGAAUUGCCAAAGGAGGGUUCAGCGAGAUCUAUAUUGGUGUUGAUACAAAGACUAAAAAGCAGAUCGCAAUUAAGAUGGAAAGUGUCAAAGAAAAGCCUCCUCAGUUGCUAUUUGAGUCAAAGUUGUAUAAACUUCUUCACGGAGGAACUGGAAUUCCAAAUACGAGGCUCUUUGGCUCCACGUCAGAUUACAAUUUUCUCGUCAUGGAUUUGCUUGGACCCAGUUUUGAAUCUCCAUACUUCAGGAAUCUUCCCCUCAAUCAAGUUUUGAUCUUUGCAGAUCAAAUGAUAAAUUGCAUUGAAUUUGUUCAUUCUAAAUCAUUUUUGCAUCGAUCUAUCAAGCCAGGCAAUUUUGUUUUGGGCACGGGAAUGCGUUCAAAUCAGGUCUACAUUAUUGACUUUGGUCUAGCCAAGAGGUACAGAAACCCUUCGAGUCACGAACACAUUCCUUACAGAGAGAACAAAAAAAUUUUAGGCAAUCCGACAUAUGCUAGCAUGUACACUCACCGUGGUUUCGAACAAAGCAGGAGGGAUGAUAUGGAAUCUCUUGGAUAUGUUCUCAUGUACAUGCUCCGAGGAAGUUUUCCUUGGGAAGAGAUCAAAGCAGAUACUGGGCGCCAGAGGUGUGAGAAAAUUGGAGAAAAGAAGGCUUCAACAUCUAUUGAGGACUUAUGUCGGGGUUAUCCUACUGAAUUUGCAUCUUACUUCAAUUAUUGUCGUUCUCUCAAGUUUGAGGAUGAACCAGAUUAUACUCGCCUGAAGAGAAUAUUCCGUGACCUCUUCAUCCGUGAAGGUCUUGAUAAGCUUGGA
This is a messenger RNA of Lycium barbarum (goji berry), 852 nucleotides long. Its product is annotated as casein kinase 1-like protein 1. Lineage: Eukaryota; Viridiplantae; Streptophyta; Magnoliopsida; Solanales; Solanaceae. The transcript has 10 exons. Gene Ontology annotation, molecular function: protein serine/threonine kinase activity; ATP binding. The record is from RefSeq and is a predicted model, not a curated record. Gene Ontology annotation, biological process: peptidyl-serine phosphorylation; signal transduction; endocytosis. The annotation marks the transcript as partial. Gene Ontology annotation, cellular component: nucleus; cytoplasm.